CCCCAAGCCUGUCUCUUCCAUCCAAAUGAACUCUUCACACGCUCACAUAGUUUUUCUUGUUUGCAUAUGUAUAACCGCCUUCAGAUGCCCAAAUCUAUUGAAGAUCCACUAACUUAUCCCUUGAAUCUAUUAUCAUCAACAUUUCUUACUAAGAAAAUGAGAAAAUUAAUUGAUGCCUGGCUCAUACGUUGGCCUUCUAUAUGUGUAAUUUUG
Molecule: messenger RNA, 213 nt
Organism: Cokeromyces recurvatus
Lineage: Eukaryota; Fungi; Mucoromycota; Mucoromycetes; Mucorales; Mucoraceae
Exons: 1
Source: RefSeq, a predicted model, not a curated record